Stylophora pistillata is the source of this 1669-nucleotide messenger RNA. Its product is annotated as adenosine receptor A2b. The record is from RefSeq and is a predicted model, not a curated record. Gene Ontology annotation, biological process: G protein-coupled receptor signaling pathway. NCBI's taxonomy places the organism in Eukaryota, Metazoa, Cnidaria, Anthozoa, Scleractinia, Pocilloporidae. Gene Ontology annotation, cellular component: plasma membrane. Gene Ontology annotation, molecular function: G protein-coupled receptor activity.
ACGAUACGCACAACUGAUUACCAACUUUUAAAGGAUUAUUUUUACCCUCGUAUUCACAGCGGGGUAUUUAUUUUGUCUUUACCUAUACUUCAAGUGUAAUAAUAGUCGUCGCUACCAGUUUGGGCGCUCAACCCAGAAUGGUGCGUCUCAGUUGAUCAGACUUACGCAAGAAAAAUCUCCCAGGUUUAAACAGAGUGUUAGGAACUACUAUGAACAAUCGAUCAGACUACACCUUCAUAUGAACAAUUUGUCGUUAAACUGCCAUGAACCAUUCAACAACAGAAAAAUCUCAUCCAGCAAAUCAUCUUCUUGUCAUUGCAUGGUGUAUAUCAUAUGGCAUUGUAGCAGUGCUCAUUAUCAUUGGUAACGGCCUUACCAUUGCAAUUUUUUCAAAUAAGAAAUUUCCACGGAUAUUCGGUGGCUACUUUUUGAUGAACUUGGCUGUCGCUGAUCUCAUGGUGGGUUCUCUGGCUGUACCAAUGUACAUUUAUAUUGUGUGCGCCUUCAGUUAUUCCUCAAUUGACAGAACUCUCCUGUUCUUCCAAGAAGUUUACGUAGUUGUAGACGUCUUCACUGGUCUUGCAUCUGUCUUCACCCUGGCUUGCAUUGCACUGGAGAGACUUUAUGGUGUUCUUUACCCAAUGAGAUACCGCUGGAAAAAAACCAAGUCAAGUUAUAUCAAGGCCAUAGCCAUAGUGUGGGUCAUAUCAGGAACAGCGUCUAUUGUUUAUAUUUUAAGCUCUAGAAAUCUUCUUUUCAUUCUGCCUGGAACAACUUUCAUUUAUUAUUUAACAAUUCUGUCCGUAUUGUCUGUUUUCAUAAUUUCUGCAGCUUACGUUACUGUUUCCGUUCGUGUUCAUCUAUGGAACAAAGAUAAAAUGGAUAUAUGUGUUUCCAAGCAGGAGAAACGUUUGGCAACUGCGUUGUUCAUAGUUACAGUUGUUUUCGUUUUGACUUGGACUCCGUUUCAUGCCAUGAACAUUAUUGCAAACUUUACAAGUACAGCUUUGGCCAGAAUACCUGUAGACCUUGUUUUCUCUGCAAAGCUGCUUCACUACAGUAAUUCACUGGCAAAUCCUGCCAUUUAUUCUCUGAAAAUACCCGACUUCAGAAUAGCAGUCAGGCGCAUGUUUUGUAAAAACUGGGUCAGAGAAACUCGGGUUUGACCAUGUGGCACUGACUCUACAUAUUAAAGGAUCGGGGAAAUAUUUAGCUGGGGCCUAAACCUGAUGAUAUUUAGAAAUCAACAGCUUCCUUAUAUCCGGGUACGGUAUCACUUGUUGACGCCUGGCGAAUGAAAACAAAGAAAGAGGAAUAUUUAUUGGGGUGCUGCAUACCCAAAAGAGUCAGCAAAAAGAGAAAACUGGCGCAAAGACAGUAUAAAAAUGAUGGCAGUUUGGAACACCUCAGUCAUACGACAUGAGUUUCGUCUUUUAGCCAAAGGAAGAGACAACACAAUAAGUGAAAAAGACCGAGCAAACGAAGCAAAGCUCUCUUCAAUCAGCUUGAUCCUUUUUCUUUUUUUUUAUGAAAAUCAUUGUGCAGUUCUCGAUUCAUGCUCUAUCCAAUCUCUAUGAUUGAAUUCUUGGGAAAACUUGAGUGGAUGUUUCGUGCUUAUACUGAACUUUACUGAGACAAAGGGUAAAAAUAAAGUGAAUAUGAGAGCGUU